This is a messenger RNA of Sinocyclocheilus grahami, 1103 nucleotides long. RefSeq names its product alpha-tectorin-like. The annotation marks the transcript as partial. The record is from RefSeq and is a predicted model, not a curated record. Lineage: Eukaryota; Metazoa; Chordata; Actinopteri; Cypriniformes; Cyprinidae. Gene Ontology annotation, biological process: cell-matrix adhesion. The transcript has 8 exons.
AUUAUGUCUAUGAGUUUGUGAGUCCAACUAACUGCCAUUUGGCAUACUGUGCAGAUGCAAGCAACAUAAACACUACCUCUACUACUGUCAUGCCAGAGACAACCACAGCUGAAACUACAACCAUAGAAACUACAACCAUGAACAUUACAACUGACAAUGCCAUCAAUAUUACAGGGCCAUUUUAUCCAUUUGGAACUGGAGACACAGUGAAUGGACGCAUUGAUGAUGGGAGUUCAUCAGUUAUAUUCCUGCAGCAGCCGUUCAUAUUUUUUGGACAAACAUACAACCAAAUUUAUGUCAACAACAAUGGACACUUGACCUUUGAUGGGGCAUGGCACAGCUACUCUCCAUACCAGUUCCCAGCCUAUGGAGGGAAAGACCUCAUUGCUCCAUUCUGGACAGAUAUUGACAAUCGUUGGAAUGGUGUCAUCUCAUAUCAACAGUACACCUCUGGCAGUGUCCUUACACAGGCGACCCAAGACAUAAACCAAUACUUCCCUGACUUGAGUUUCUCCGCUUCAUGGGUUUUUGUUGCAACGUGGGAUAGAGUUGGAUAUUUCUACAAUUCAGGAAUUGAAACAUCUUUCCAAGUGGUUUUGAUUUCAAAUGGCCAUCUCUCAUUUGUUGUAAUAAACUAUGGUGCAAUUGCUCCAACACAACGAUAUGUACAGGCUGGUUAUGACACUAUCGACUCAAGUCACCAUUUCUCAAUUACUGGAUCACUCCAGAAUGACAUCACCAGCCUACCACACAGCAGUAAUGUCAAUGUGCCAGGCAGAUGGGCCUUCAGAACCGAUCAUGGAUCACGGGGCUGUCAAUUUAAUGGUUUGCCAGUGCAGCUAGGAGACUAUUUCUGGAGUGAUGCCGCCUGCCAGGAAAGAUGCACCUGUACCAGCAGAGGCCUCCAGUGCAGCUUUGAGCCCUGCACUUAUUCCCAAACUUGUCGUCCAGCUGCUUUCCAAUACUCUUGUCAGAACAUUCAGCGGCAAACAUGCACCAUCUCUGGUGAUCCUCACUACUACACCUUUGACAAUCAGAUUUUUCACUUUCAAGGAACCUGCACAUAUGUUCUGUCUGAGGCUUGUGGAAAUGGUUUGCCGUAC